This is a messenger RNA of Girardinichthys multiradiatus, 8457 nucleotides long. RefSeq names its product dual-specificity tyrosine-(Y)-phosphorylation regulated kinase 2 (gene dyrk2). Gene Ontology annotation, biological process: peptidyl-serine phosphorylation; peptidyl-threonine phosphorylation. Gene Ontology annotation, molecular function: protein serine/threonine kinase activity; protein serine/threonine/tyrosine kinase activity; ATP binding. Gene Ontology annotation, cellular component: nucleus. NCBI's taxonomy places the organism in Eukaryota, Metazoa, Chordata, Actinopteri, Cyprinodontiformes, Goodeidae. The transcript is spliced from 7 exons. The coding region runs from base 326 to 2104 and encodes 592 amino acids. The record is from RefSeq and is a predicted model, not a curated record.
UAAUUUAAUUUGAAUUACUGAAACAAAUGAAUUAUACAUCUGUUUGCUGUGAUAACAUCAAUGAACGCCAACAAUUUACAAUUAUGGCAGAUUAUCAGGGGCCCCCAUCUGGGCACCUUUUUAAAAACUUUCUGGAUGCGCCUCUGGUACGAAACAACCAAAACUGCACAAGUACGAAAGGGCGCCAUGGCCAGCAAAUAAACACGCUGAUUUAAAAGGAGGAGGAUGAGACAAAGGAGGAAUAGCAGAAGGAAGAGGAGGAGCUGAAGAUUGAGGAAGAGGAGGUGUCCUGCUCAGUGGAGACCAGAGGAGAGGAGCGGCCGCCAUGUUAACCAAGAAGCCCGGAGCCUCGGUCCUCCCGACGGGCAAAUCGGGCGAACCCGUCUGCUCUCCUGGUCACAGCGCCUCUCAGACGACGUCGCCCAUCACCCUGCCGCCACUGCGCAACAACAACCACAACCCCCUGACGGGGGGUUCUAAGGUCACCAUGUCGGACGACGUCCAGCUCUCAUCUCAGUCACAGGUCCACAUCACCCAGCUAUAUGAGGAGAACUCCAACAAGCGUUCGGUCCUCACCACCCAGCCCAACGGCCUGGCUCCGCUGGGCUCCGCCAGGCCGGGCCUGCCGCUCCCCGACCGACAGACCUCAGCUUCUGAGUCCACCCACCAAGGCCGCCAGGGCAGCGCCACCUCCAACAAGUCUGCAGACGGCAAGCCAAAGUCCAACCCAAUGACGCCCGAAUUGGCCAUGAAGCAGUUCAUGUCCAAGUUGUCGUCGUUCGAACAUCACGAGGUGUUCAACUACCCUGAAGUGUAUUUUGUCGGCCAGAACGCUAAGAAGAGGUCAGGCGUUCUGGGUGGAGCCAACAACGGGGGCUAUGACGACGAUCAGGGGUCCUACAUCCAGGUCCCGCAUGACCAUAUCUCCUACCGCUACGAGGUCCUGAAGGUGAUCGGAAAAGGCAGCUUUGGACAGGUGGUGAAGGCCUUCGACCAUAAAACCCAGACUCACAUGGCUCUGAAGAUGGUCCGCAACGAGAAGCGCUUCCACCGGCAGGCUGCGGAGGAGAUCCGCAUCCUGGAGCACUUGAGGAAGCAGGACAAGGACUCGGGCAUGAACGUCAUCCACAUGCUGGAGCACUUCACCUUCCGGAACCACAUCUGCAUGACCUUCGAGCUGCUCAGCAUGAACCUCUACGAGCUAAUCAAAAAGAACAAGUUCCAGGGCUUCAGCCUCCCGCUGGUCAGGAAGUUUGCCCACUCCAUCCUGCAGUGUCUGGACGCGCUGCACAAGAACCGCAUCAUCCACUGUGACCUCAAACCAGAGAACAUUUUACUGAAGCAACAGGGGCGCAGCGGCAUCAAGGUCAUAGAUUUUGGUUCCAGCUGCUAUGAACACCAGAGGGUUUACACCUACAUCCAGUCCAGGUUCUACAGAGCUCCAGAGGUUAUUCUAGGUUCGAGGUAUGGGAUGCCCAUCGACAUGUGGUCCCUGGGCUGCAUCCUUGCUGAACUGUUGACCGGUUACCCACUGUUACCAGGUGAAGACGAAGCUGACCAGCUGGCCUGCAUCAUUGAACUACUGGGCAUGCCCAGUCCGAAGCUCCUGGACGCCUCCAAGCGAGCGAAGAACUUUGUGUCAUCCAAAGGGUACCCGCGUUACUGCACUGUCACCACCAUGCCUGACAGCACCGUAGUUCUGAACGGAGGACGCUCACGACGGGGGAAGGCACGCGGCCCCCCGGGCAGCAAAGACUGGAGCACAGCGCUGAAGGGUUGUGACGACCCACUCUUCCUGGACUUUCUUAAACAGUGUCUUGAAUGGGACCCGGUGCUCAGGAUGACACCGAGCCAGGCUCUGCGCCACCCCUGGCUUAGGAGACGACUUCCCAAACCUCCAUCCGGAACCACAACCGGAGACAAGACCUCCUCAACCAAACGAGGUGCCACCACUGAUGGUGCCAUUACCUCCAUCUCCAAACUUGCCCCCACCUCCUCAACCACCACCACCUCCUCUUCCAAAACUAGGACUAACUUAGCGGCCAUCACCGACGCCAACGGAAACAUCCAGCCAAGGACGGUUCUGCCCAAACUGGUCAGCUGAGAGUGAAUACACCCCAUCCGCUGUGGUGGGUGAUGAAGGCUGAGUUCAUGAGUAACAAGCCACACCUGAAUAAAACUGGUCUAUCCAGUUGUGAAGCGCAUUUGGUUAUUUAUUGCAUUGCUGGGCUGCGUUCAAGUGAAAUGCAGUUGUGGCAUCCUGACGUUGGAUUAUUAAAGCAAGCAAACUAGUGUCCAUGCUGGGAUGUUAACUGAAGGAACCCUGGGUGCAUUCAGACACCUCAAAUUCAUCUUAUCUGAAAAAGAUGAGAUGUUUUGAAGUUUGCGCAAAAGGACGGUAAAGUGAAAACACAUUGUGGGGCGGUUCAGACAAUCUGAAUACAUCACACUGCUUUGUAGCUCCAAACUCACAAAAACACAUCAGAAACAUGGUGCUGAUGGAGGGAACAAGGCUUUUUAAAAUAUUUUAUUAUAACAAUCUUUUUAGCUGAGUCAUAAAAUCAGUUUAACACCAAAAAGUAUUGAGUGACUUCAGUCUUACAUGUUUAUAUCUGCAGUUUUAGGGUUUCAGUUUUGUUGUCAACUGAUUGCACCAUGAGUCUUUUUAAUCCUAAAGCUGCGUCUGGGUUUUGGAUCAUUUCACUUUAGGGGGACUGUUAGACAGUGAUAAUUUCUUUAAUACAAAUCACAGCAUUAAAACUCCCUAAAGAGUGAUUUUAAACUACUUACUGUUAGCUGGCUAACAGAAUAAUUUAGCCAGUUUUAUAUCGUAUCAACUAGCUAGCCAUGUUAGCAUGCUAGCGUAGUGCCUGUUAGCUGGCUAACUGUUAACUAGCACAGAUUGAGUUAGUAAACAGCUCUAUAUUCUUGUUUAGCUGUAACAUUGAUACCUGAUUUUAUUUAACUAGCUAGCAGUUAGCCUAGCACACAUAAAUGAGUUAGCUAACUGUAACUGGCUCAAUUUUUACCUUCUUUAUCAGUCUGUUGGCUAGCCUUAGCCUUUAUAGCCAUAGCGUGUCAGCUCUCCACUGCCCGGCCUUAUCAUACUCAGACAGAAAGCCGAAAUGUUUCUGCUUUCUAUAAUUUAGUGUUUGAUUUCCAGGUUAUUGAGCAGGUGAAACAGUUGAGGACGGAGGGAGCCACUUGCAGAGGGUGGUUGUGUUUACAAGAACCGGCUUGUUCCCUUUGUAUGAAACCAAAUAUGAAUUUCAUGGGCACAACCAGGCCGAUGAAGGAGUAGUAACCUUAGAAGGUAAAAUUCAGUGGGGUUUAUUGACAAGAUAAAAACAAGGCCUCUAAUGAUAAAAAAUAUGAAUGUUUCUGCUGUGGAAAAUAGAAAAGUCUUUACUACACAUGUCUAAAAUAACUAGAAACUUCAAUAUCUGCUUUAAUGUAAAAAGAAAAAAAAAAAACAAUUUGGAUAAGCAAAUAAUGUCUGUGGUAAAAUUGUUUAUGUGGAUUUUAAAUGGGACCUGGUAUAAUUUGCCCCCCUAUGAGAUUGUUUCUCGUUUUCUGUCCCACAUUAAAUGUUUUAGAUGAUCAAAGAAAUUAUUAAUUUCUUAAUUUAAUCAACUGCAAUUACAAUUGGAAUAAGUGCUGAUUGUUACUGAAAUUGACCAAACAGAGCAAAGUAGAAACCUUAAAGAGACAGGAACUAAAAUAUUUUGAGGAUGAUUAAAGACAUUGUAUUAACAUUGGUUUUCAGUUUCAGUCUAUGUGUAAUUACUUUACUAAAGUGCCACAAUAGAAAUACAGCAGGAUAAAGCUGCCUAACAGGCCUCAUGUUACAUCUGGACCAGGAUAGUGAAGCUCCUUAAAAUAUACAGUAAAAAUACUAAUGUGCAGGGUUAAGCUGCAGUCAGUCAUUUUGUUAUGAUGACAGAAGAUGAGUGAAUUAGACUUUAAUGCAAAAGCUGCAUUUAAAAAAUAAAACAAAACUCACUGCCCAGCCAGCCAGAAUCAUGUAUGGAAUGACUUUUUAAUCAAAAACCUUUAAAACAGGAAAUUUUCAGAGAAUCUCUUCAGAAAAAAGAAAAAUUCUUUAUGAAAUACAAAUGGUUCAUAAAUUACAAAAAUGUGUUUUAUUUUUUUAUCGUUUAAAUUCCCAAUUUUCACUUUUUUGCUCUUUUUGCUUUAAAAUGUAGUAGUAAUAAUAACAAAUGUCAUCUGAAGGUGCUUUACAUGGCAAACAGAUUCAUUGUUUAUCACUUCAGUCAUACAGACAGAUUUAUUUAUAUACAUUCCAAUUUGAUCCUGGUUAUAAAACACUGUUAAGUUCAACCUAUUAUGCCAAUUGGCAAAACAUUUUCUUUUUAAGGAAACCCAGCCAAUUGAAUCCAGUCACUAACUUUGCAGGAUUCCCUCAUACUGAGCAGGCAUGUGGCAACAGUUAAGAGGAAAACUCUGAUCCAAGAAGCAGAAGCACAGGUCCAAGAGUUCUUCAUAUGUUAAAGAAAAGUCAUGGCAGCUGUAGCUCCUUUAGUGGCUUCAUCUAGAAGAGAAACCCAGCUAAACAUGAUUUAAUCGGCAUUUUUUUAUUCAAGUGUUUAAUUUUGAUUAAAAUGGCAUUCCAUACAUACUUCCUCCUCUGCAUUUUGUAAGAAAAGAUGAAGCGUUAUGAAAAGAAUACACAUUUUUAGAGAAUUACAAUGAGUGAAAAUAACUAGAUUUGGUUUCUUAAUUCAAUUCAGGUGUGUUUUCACGCUUAAACAUCUGGGUAAACACAUGGUAAUAAUAGUGACACCAGGUUCUAAUUUGUUUUUGGGCCUUUAGCUUGUUUCUGGCACCACCUGAAUUUCUAUCAGCAUAUGAAGGAACUCUUCUUCUAGAUCACGCUGUGACAGGGUCCAUAGAUUGGCUGCAGGAGCAUUAGAUUUGUAAUGAUUAAUGAUAUGGUUUCUGAUGUUGUAGGUGAACAAUAGAUCUGUGAUCAACCUUUAAUUCUGAUCUUUAGAAAUCAGUGUUGCUAAAUACAUCUGUCAGUGUGAUCAGGGAGGGGGCGACUAUGAGUAAAGCAUGUUAGAAGAUCUAAUUUAUUUGUCACAUUUUAAUAUUUUAAAAAUCUAAUCUAUGUAUUUACAGUGAAGUGCAGUUUUUACUGUAUACUUGAAUGCGUGUGUGUGUUUGUUUGUUGCAGGACAUGAGUGUGCAAUAUUCAAAGGUUUUCUUAAAGCUUGUUCCCUUACACAAACAAAAUUAUAUUAAAACACACACGGACAAAAACUGUAUCUGAACGCACUCUGAAAAUAAAGUCACAUGAGAAGGUGGAGGAUGAAGAUGAGGAGGAGGAUAAGAUUCCCAGGAUUGGCUGAACGGUGUUUGUUGACGUAAUGUAGCACACAGGAAGAGAGACAAUUAUGUGAUGCACAGGAGGAACUGACAACAAACUUGAUGCAAAUGCUCCGCCCAUCUCAGGGGAAGGAGGAGGAAAAUUAGAAAAUGGGGAGUUGAUUCUGUUUUGUUUUAAGUUUAGUUGAUUGUACUAAACGUUUUUUUAUGUUUUUUUUUUUGUUUGUUUGUGAGACGGAGUGCUGAGUCGUAACUUUGUGCCUUCAGUAUCUCGACGCCAUGCCACGCCCUCCCAACACACCCACACACAUCGUUACAAUUUCAUCAGAUCUGUUGCUAAUACGCUUAACCACAACCUGAAUCAGGUAAGGCAAGUUAUGCCAAGUCCUUUCCAAACAUAUUAACAUUAUUGCAAAAAUAUCAACAAUGGCUCGCUUUCCAUUCUCCAUGUUGUGUAGCCUGUAUUCUGUAGCCAGCAAGUAUCUUGAUCAUAAGAUAGUGUUUCAUAUGGCUAGAAAAACUGAAGAAAUGUGCUAUUGCUGGAAUUAUUGCAGCAUUUUCCUCUAAAUUUGGGAAAAGCAUCUAAACUUCAUGUUGGUUUUCACAAGUUUAAGCUAUUCAUGCUACUAUUUAGCUGAUUUGCUAGUUUUAUUUUAUCAGUUGAUAACCUAUUGGUGCCAAUGAGUUUUUUUCCAUUCACCACUGAAGUCUUGGAUUUAGGAAUGACGUCACAUAUAAAACAUUUCUAGUUGUCAGACAACCAGUGGGCUUUGUUAAUUAUCGUUUUCAGUGUUCAGGCCGAUAAAAAACCGAUUAAAAACUAAAAGCUCUACAUUCACCAUUUGUACAAAGUUUGCCUUCAGCUGGUGGCGUCUCAAAUGAAACGGAAACGAAUAAAAGACGCUACAUGAAUGUAAGAAUUGCGAGAGGAACCAUAUUUAUAAAAUGUAUUUCAGCCAUAUUGAAUUCUGAAGUUCAGGUUAGAGAAAGGCCUCGGACUAAGUCCUGCUAGUGGUGCGUUGUUUGUAACUCGGGUGCCAAAUUUUCCAAGUUUCCAGUCAGAAAUGCAACAAGAACGCCCCCUAAAGUAGUAUGAUCUGGCGUUUCAGUUGUCGAAAAAAAAAGAAAUCUGCUGAAACCUGUCUGUUGGUGUGGACUUUGUUCUUUCAAAAUCUGUUGAGACUAGUAGUGUAGUGUGACCUUAGAUUUUGCAACUUUUUCUGGUGUUAUUGGAAACUUUUACAGACCCUGACAUGAAACUCAUAUUAUUCUCAAUGAGAAACCUCUUCCUCAUCCCAAAGCACAGUUUCUCCUAACUCCAGUCACACUGCUCAGCAUCCAGACUGCAAACUAAUCCUGGAUACCAUUGAUGUUUUUUUUAUUAAUGUUUUGCUCCAUUUAGAUUCCUGACUAAUUUAUUUUCACUUAUUAUUGUUAGUAUUUUACUUGUCAUGCAGUGCCUCCCCUGCCUCGCUUGACUGCAUAUCACUGACCCACACAGAGCAAAAAGUAUUUCUCUUCAAAGCAUCUGGAGAAGCAAAAUUACAGGAGUUUAGCAAACAUCGUAUAAAUCCUUUAAAUAUGGCGGGCAGGCUGCUCUCAGCUAAGUAAUUAUAGUAAUUAAAGUAGAUCAUAGUAUCUCUAUUUGCUUCUACCAGUUACCACUGGAGAUACAGGAGGAGAGUUGGAAUUGUGACAUUAAAGACAGAGGACAGUUUAUUUGUUUUUUAAAAAUAUUUGGGGAAAUUUUUACUUACGUUCUUAUCAAGCGUUCGUUGCAACUGUGUGCAAAUCUAAAUGAUGAAAAUUAUGGAAUUAUGUCAUUUAGCGACUUUUUGGGCAGCUAAUGGCUACUUUUCCUAAUGAUGAGUUGUCCAGAGUGGGGCGGGCAGGUCAGAGGUCUUCAAUCAGCCCCAAGUUCAGAAUCCAGUAUGGCUGCCGUUUACCUAGAAUGUUCUCAACUCGCAUGCGGCGUCAUUCCCAAAUCCAAGCUCUAACUUCCAAGAGGAAUCGGCGUGAAUUACAAAUACUGACUUACAACCUCAAAUGAAACACCAUUAGUGUUAACCUAGAGCACAGUAGUCAUCCUGCCAUUUCUGACACUCAUAUUUGUAUUUUGCUAAACCCAUCUGUGGGCCUGUGCGAUGUUUACAGAUCCAGCAGAGGAGACCAAUGGCCCAACCACAGAUUGUAGCUUUUAACUGCUCUGCACUGACUUUAGCGUUAAGUGUUUGUGUGUGUUGGGACAAAGAGGGCGAGUUUAAGACAUGGCUGCACAAUGUACAGACACAUAUCAGCCAACUGUCAUUUGCUGUCGACAGGGCGAAGCUAACACUAGCCGUCUGCUGCACUGACGUUGGUUUUACAUAUUGAAGCUACCACUAGCCUACUGCUAACUGAAUGCUAGUAGCAAAUAGCAAAGGUUUUUCCUGCUAUCUGCAGCUAUGUUGAGCUCUUCAACGAAGUUCUCAUACAAGCUGUUGGUAUUAAUGUGGUUGUUUUUUAUGUUUGUACCUCAGAUUGCAUUACUGUUGUCAUUUAUAUGACUAACAUCCAGGGCAUUUGGUUUAAUCUACCAAAGUGCAUUCCUUUACAAAAGUAGCUAAAUGCUAGCUACAUCAGCAGUCACAUUUAGGCAGUCAGAGAGUAAGAAACAAGCAAAAAGACAAUAAAGAGAACACAUUUUCUUUUCUGUAAUAUGAAAUAUGUUUUAACUGACCUCUUGGUAGCACUCAGAUAACAUUUUUUGCUCAUAUGUGAAAACAGCUUUAGCCUGUAAGCCAACUAGCUCAUUAGCCAUUGGGCUUCUCUCAAGAAGUCUUCACAGCCAGGCGUUAGCGCAGGGCAACGCUGUGUUACUAUAUCGUUUGCCAGCUAGGUUUUACUGUUGAAUUUUUUUUUUAACAUUGUAAAUAUUGUGCUAAAGUGUUGGAAUAAAACAUUUUGGGGACGGGGAGGGUAUUCAAUGGGCUGUGGUGCCACUGCACGGCCAGUUUUACUUUGUACUGUAUCUGCUGUACAGAACACAGAUGUUGACACUUUUCUAGUGAGCCUUUGUUAAAUUUUAUUGUGGUGGAAAAAAUUAUUAAUAAAAUACUUUUAUUGUCA